CAGGCUUCCAAAGACCGUCAGUUUGCUACCGUUGAACGUUUGUGUUGUGUGCGAUGGUAGUGAGAUGAAGUACAAAAAAUACCUAUUGGAGAGAAAAAACAUUCCACGAACAACACAACAUCGGUGGAGAAGACAAUCCCACCAUGUUGGAGUGAGUGGACAACAAAAUUCUUUUGCUGAUAUGUCACAGGAUAUUGCAACACAGCAGAACCAGACUUCAGAAUCAGAAGACCAGAAUCCUUUUGUUACCAGCAGACAUGCAGAGACAUUCAGUCAGAUUAUUGCAGAUGUUGAAGAAAAACAAGAGAAUCUGGAUGCACCUGAUGGGUUCUUGCAGGCUUUUGCAGAUGUUGAUGAAAAACCAGAUGAUCUGGAUGCAUCUGAUGAUUCCUUGCAGCAACAAGUAAAGGAAUCAACUAUACCUCAUGAUUCAAGCAUCCUACACAGUAAAGUGGAGGUCCAACAGAACAUGACUGACUAUGUAGAAGAAUCAAGUGAUGAGAUCCAACAGGGCGAAGGCAUUACAGGGGAUGAAAUUAUGGAGAAAACCCCCAGCAAUGAAAGCCAUGUGCCUCCUUUAUGGGCAGUGCCAGAAUACAGUGAGAAAGCACUACAUGAACAACAAAGAAAUGAACAUGAGUUGCUCCUUCUAGCUCUAAAAUGCAAACAUGGUUUGACUGAUGAAGCAUUAGAAGACAUAUUUAAAGUCAUAAAUGUUAUCACUGGUGAACACUCAGUGUCAACUUCUAAACACCAUUUUUACAAAAACAUGUCUGAUUAUAAGGACUACAUUGUUAUCAAGCAUUUCUGUUCAGAUUGUACUCUCUUAAUGGAAGAAAAAGAUGAAAGUGUAGGUUGUAGAAUUUGCGGCAAAGAAGUUGAUGCAAAGAAGCACAUGACAUCUGGAAACUUUUUUAUUGUUCUCCCUCUAGAAGCACAACUACGAAAUAUUAUUGAACAACACAAGUUACCACAAAUGACUGUCAAUAAAAAGGAUAGUGUAAAUGCUCACCUAAUUAAUGAUGUAUAUGAUGGUCUGCUCUAUAAAAAGACUUUAGAUGCCUUCACACCUCUGAAUGAUUGCCCCAACUUUUCGAUCACCUUUAGCUGUGAUGGUGUACCAUUGUUCAAAUCCUCUUCACAGUCCAUAUGGCCCCUGUUGUGCACUUUAAAUGAACUACCUCCCAAUCUGAGAUCUGACAAUAUUAUGUUAACAGCACUAUGGUUUGGGGCUAAAAAGCCUCCGAUGAACAUCUUUCUUGAGCCAUUUGUAAAGGAGUGCAUUGAUCUACAUGAUCGUGGCUUUGAUUGGGUUACAUCUGAUGGUGUAAGCGGUACCAGCAAAGUAUAUGCUUUAAUACUUGUAAGUGAUUCUGUUGCCCGUCCACUCUUACAGAACUUUAAGCAGUUCAAUGGGGAGUUUGGGUGUUCUUUUUGUCCCUUGUUGAGGAACCCUUGUUGA
This is a messenger RNA of Triplophysa dalaica, 1462 nucleotides long. RefSeq lists its product as uncharacterized. NCBI's taxonomy places the organism in Eukaryota, Metazoa, Chordata, Actinopteri, Cypriniformes, Nemacheilidae. The record is from RefSeq and is a predicted model, not a curated record. The transcript is spliced from 6 exons. Bases 65 to 1462 code for a protein of 465 amino acids.